AUGGCAGCCUUUGCAUCUUCUUCUCUAUCGAACGACGUUGCCGAUGUGAAAGCUGAGGAACCAGAAAAGGCCAAAUAUGAGCCGAAAAAAUUGCAUACAAACGAAGUUGCUUCAUUAUUCGACUUAAAAAGCGAAUACCUCAAGAAGAAAAAUAAUCUGAUCCGAAGUGCUACCGGUGAAAUAUAUCGAUCUGGAAAGAGUAGCGUAUUGGCUGUGAAAAAAGAGGAGAAGACUUCGCUGAAGAAAGAAGCUCAAGAACGAAAAAGGCGCAUCAAUGAGCAUGAGGCGGCAUUACGGAAGGAAGAAGAAGAACGUCUCGCUUUGGUAUCCAAGAAGCUUAAG
Ostertagia ostertagi is the source of this 342-nucleotide messenger RNA. The record is from the annotation of a GenBank genome assembly. Lineage: Eukaryota; Metazoa; Nematoda; Chromadorea; Rhabditida; Trichostrongylidae.